AUGAGAGUGUCAUCGCCAGGCCAGGGAUCAAACGGAAGUUGGAAAAGACGAGUCCUUUGCACGGCCUUAAUGAUAGGCACCGUCAGAGAUGCACAUGAUCGAUACACUGCCCCAAUGUUUGUCUGUUCUGCCAUCCGCUCUUCAAUAAGCAGACCACCUCCGGAGUUAGCAGAGAUGGAUGAGAUAAAGGUAUUACCUACUUUGGGAGGCAGGCGCCAUCAGAUAAGCGAGCUUGGUAAGCGAGCUCCUAACCCCUGUCAUAUCGGCUACCUGGACAACCUCAUCCCACCGCCCUAA
Molecule: messenger RNA, 297 nt
Organism: Nezara viridula (southern green stink bug)
Lineage: Eukaryota; Metazoa; Arthropoda; Insecta; Hemiptera; Pentatomidae
Source: the annotation of a GenBank genome assembly